AUGAAUGCCGUCUAUGCCAAAUUUCAAGAGCUCAAGCAAACGCGAGAAAAGGAGAGGGCAAAGGCCAUUCGCGAUGGAUUCCUUGCGGACCCGGACAAGAAGACCAGCCUGGACAAGGCCAUCACUCCAGUCGGCACAUGCACGGAAAUGUGCCCGGAAUUCGAAAGAGUGGAACGGAUUGUCCAGAAUAUGGUCGACAAGGCGGAAAAGGUCCACGACGAAGAGACCGGGAAGGACAACCCUUCCGAAGAUCGCAUGGUGAAGCGAUUCCGUCGCUCUGCUGCCGGGUACGACGAACAGCUCCCCUCCGACAUACGGACUCCCGCCACGCUCCGGAAGACAUUGGACUACCUCCUUGACAAAGUGAUCGGGGGAGAAGAACGGCUAGCCACCAUCCACAAGUUUGUUUGGGAUCGAACCCGUGGGAUCCGAAAUGACUUUUCGAUCCAACAAGUCACCAAUGUCGACGAUGUCAAGGUUGCUGUCGAUUGCUACGAGCGAAUAGCAAGAUUCCAUAUCCUUUCAUUGCAUCAAUUGUCCAACCCAGACAAUCUCAUGGAGGGAGAACACUUUGAUGCGCACCAGGAACGAGAACAACUCAACAACACGCUGCUCUCAUUGCUGUAUUACUACGAUGACAACCGGCAACGAAUGCAUUCCCCCAACGAAGGCGAGUUCAGGGCAUACUGCAUCAUCUUCGAGCUUCAAUCGCAGCAUCCGGAUCUCGAAGAUCGGAUUCAAUCCUGGCCCAAGCAUCUCCUGGACGACAUGAGGGUACAGACGGCUUUCAAGCUGUACAUGGCUGCAGGUAACUCCCUUUUCGAACAAGGCCCUCUGCGCCCUUUGGAGCCGUUUGCCAUCGCCCAGAGUAAAGUGGGAACCUUUUGGAAGAUUCUGUCGUCGACGGCUGUGCCAUACAUCAUGGCGUGUGUCGCCGAGAUCUACUUUGCUCCUGUUCGGUUUGCCGCCCUGGACGCGUUGUGGCGAUCAUGCAAGAGCGCGCCCGCGGCUCAGCAAGCCAAAUCCAGAGACUGGGAGCUUGCCGAAGUGACCAACUUCUUGGGCUUUGAUACCGAAGGAGAGACCAAAGACUUCUGUGCCGCCUUUGACCUCUAUUUCGCCACGGACGACAACGGCGACGAGUAUCUUGACGUGACCUCGAACAGUGCUCAUUCUCUCGAUCAAUCCUCAAUACCAAGUCGGCAGUCGUUUUCACACACCUACGUCGAAAAGAAACGCUAUCACCGAACACUCACUGCUGUCAUCAAUGGCGUGCCCGUCGCCGAAGCUAUUCGACAGGGUUUGGUAGAGCCGGAGAGAGAACAAGAUAGCCCGGAACAGGACGAAGAAGCCUUUGGAGAGGAUGACCAGAGCAUGUUCGUCUCUGAAGCCAAACCCACGGCCACUUCGAUCAAAUCUUCAUCAUUUGGCUCUCCAUUCUCUACACUCAACCCCGAAGCCUCGACAUUUCUGCCCAAGUUCGGAGAGAGCGCUCCGGCCUUGAACAAGCCGGCUGAGAAGUCAACCUUUGGUCAACUAACAGGCUUUGGUUCAUCAAGCUUUGGCAGUUCUGGGUUCUCUGCUGGUUUUGGUUCGCCGUCUUCGUCGUCCUCCUUUGCCAACCCUCUCGCUGGUCCGAAGCCGGUAGAACGAUUCAGUUUUGGAGGCUUCACUCAGCCCCCCAAAGAGCUGAAGUUCAACCCUACCCCUUCGACUGGACCGGCUGCAUCCCAGACAACAGCACCUUCUCCCACCAGUGAUUCCGUGAAAACACCGACUUUCACCGGUUUCAAUUUCGGACCGGCCGUCACCACCUCUGCCACGACUCCCACCACCCCAGCAGCGGCCACAUCUACCUCUUCUGCAAUUCCCCCCAUUUUCGGCCCACGGGCAACUUUGCCAGCUGUGCCAGGGCCAUCCGAAGAGUCCAAAACAAAGAUCGGCUCAGCAACAACACCAUUUCAGAUCCCCAAAUUGGCACCCUUUGUCGAACAACCAGCCAAAGCAUCUGAGUCUGCCUCCCAGUUGACCGAAAAACGACAGAUCGGCUUCCCUCCAGCACCAGCCUUUAUGUUCCAGCCUCAGGCUUCUCAACAGAGUGCGACUCCUGCUCAGACCAUAUCAACACCCAGCCAAUCAACACCGGCGGGCGGACGUUCCAGCGAAGGGUUCUCUUUCAAACCGACAACACCUUCAGCCCCCGCUUCAACAACACCUACUUUCCCAUCGAUGACCCCUCCGUUGGCUUCAGAAACACCACCCAAACCUGCUUCAGAAGGAUUCAAAUUUCCGCCUGUCCAACUACCAACGUUCAAGCCCGCCGAUCAGGCCCAAGCCAAACCGUCCCCGGGAAAUUCUCAUGCCGAACCAUCCACAGAGCCAGUUGCUCGGCCCACUACAUCUGCAAAAGCAUCUCCAGGGGGGGCAGGUCCGCCACAGGUUCCCAUCACCCCUUCAACAGAGCCGGUCUUUGCUGAGGUGGAUCGGGAUCAACUUGUCGCCAAUGUUGCCAAAGUAGCAUUGCUGCGUAAGAACGGGUUGAUGCAGCAUUAUAUUGAAUACACUCUUCCGGAUCUCAUUCGGACAGCGCUAAAUCAGCAUCGGAUCGAGGUCCACGACGCCGCUGUUGUUUCUAUCCGCUCGCGGGUCCUGGCACGGAAAUUCGGGUAUAUCUGGCGAACACGAGCCUGGAAGAACAAACUUAAUCGACGGGCGAAGAAUCGACGCCACCAGUUUGCGCAGACAAUGAGAGCCGAGCAAGAACGGAAGAAGAGAAGUGAGGAGGAAUUGGAGGAGAUCAUCCGUGCCACUCAGGAGACCAAACGUCUGCAGAAAGAAGUGGAACAAGCCACCGAAGCUCGGAAGUCCAGACACAUGAUUCAAGUCGACAGCACACCGGGCAAAGUUGCUGGCCAAAAGCGAAAAAGCUUCUCUGGGCAAAAUCCGUCCGGCCCUGCCGUCUCACAAAUGGGGGCGAGCACGGGGACGCCUUCAAAUCCAGGGCACAAGAGAUCUAGGACGAUGGGCACUUUCUCCGAGCCCAGUAUUUCGACCAGAAGUUCGGUGCCCCCGGUCCCCAGCUUCCGAGCAUCCACCUUCAAACCAGCACAUCACGUUUCGGUCUUCUCGGCCAGAUCGACACUUGGGCGCUCAGUCAGCAACCAAGACUUGCGGCCGUCAAUAUCCGGUCAAAAGGUCGAUACGACCAGCACCGAUUACUUCAGACUCAAGGCCAUGGGCAUUGACCCUGACAUCUCCAUUAUCCCGGACACCGAACAGACUCUCGCCCUUCGAAAGCGACGUCAAGAAGAAGAGAGGAAAGCCAUCCUUGCCAAAUCAAGCCGGCGGGCGGGCCCAGCCGGGUCAGUCCGGAGCUCUUCUACGGCGGCAUCGCCUCAUGCGGCCAGCAGCAUUUCUGUGGAAUCCCCUCCGAAAUCCAAAGAAACGACUCCAAAGACGAACAGCCUUCCUCCCGUCGAAGAUGACUUUCUCCGCCAGAUUAGAGAAGCGCGAGAAGCAAUGGCCGAACAAGCGCGAUGGUUCAAAGAGCAGACGGUCACUCUCGAGAAGGAAAUUAAGCAGGACGAAGAAUUCCGAACCAGUCGCGAGAGUCAACCCUUGGAAGCCAGUGUCGGGACUACUCCUUCAACAAGCGGUGUUGGUCUGGCUAGAAGCAAUGGGUACGACUAUCAACCUUCGCAGGCCAACCCCGGAACCAGUUUGUCGCGAACAGAAAGACGAAUUCGCAUGACCGGAGCGCAUGGUCUAGCCACGAAGCCAUUGAGGUCGGGUUCGGAUUAUAUCCCCGUUGCCAUGUCAAAGAGGAGUGCGAUGGGGUACAGUGUAAGCAGCGGGCAAAUAUCUGGGCUGGCCCACAGCCCCGAAAGAAAACGAUCUCAUGACGACGAUGAUCAUAUUGAACAGCAAAGCCACAACAACAUCAGCGUCGGCAUGCACCAUGCCGCGAAACGUCCUCGGUCAGAUUCGGAGGGGUCGGCUUGGAGAGACAACGGUAUAUAUGGGACUGCGAAGGCUGCCUACAAGCAUACACAGAAUCCUUACGAGCUUCUCCAGUCUGGUUCGCGUGACAAUGGGGACGAAGAAGAAGGCGGAGUUGAGGACUCCGUGGAAGACGAAGCUCAGCACAGCCAGGCAGUGAGAGGCGGUGAUGAAGUCGAGGAUGAUGGGGAGGAUGUUGAUCGAUACCGACAGCCAUACCAUUACCAUACUCAGCAUAGUGUGGAUGCAGAUGAAGUCGAUAUUGGGGCACAUGACAAUGACGACCAAGAAGGGGAAGAAGGGGAAGAAGGGGAAGAAGAGGGACUAGACGUCGAGGAGGAACUGAUGGAGGAAUAUGAGGAUGAGGAUGAGGAUGAGGAUGAACAAGAAGAAUACGAGUCCGAGGAAGAAGAAGAGGAUGAGCUGGUGGAGGAUGACGAUGCCGGCUAUGGCGACUCGGACUCGGACUCAGCCUCGGCCACUCCGGAGUCGUCGACGAACCCAGCGCAUGUGUUGAGUCGGGCAGCCAGUAACGGACCGGGAGCCAGUAUGGACGACGCACUGGUCUUGAGUGACAGCGACUGA
Molecule: messenger RNA, 4584 nt
Organism: Capronia epimyces CBS 606.96
Lineage: Eukaryota; Fungi; Ascomycota; Eurotiomycetes; Chaetothyriales; Herpotrichiellaceae
Exons: 6
Coding region: 1-4584 (1527 amino acids)
Biological process (GO): mRNA export from nucleus
Cellular component (GO): cytoplasm; nucleus; transcription export complex 2
Source: RefSeq, a predicted model, not a curated record